Molecule: messenger RNA, 1415 nt
Organism: Raphanus sativus (radish)
Lineage: Eukaryota; Viridiplantae; Streptophyta; Magnoliopsida; Brassicales; Brassicaceae
Product: AT-hook motif nuclear-localized protein 19
Exons: 1
Coding region: 265-1209 (314 amino acids)
Cellular component (GO): nucleus
Molecular function (GO): DNA-binding transcription factor activity; minor groove of adenine-thymine-rich DNA binding
Source: RefSeq, a predicted model, not a curated record
UAUUUUAUAAGUUGGCUUAUAUUACAUAUUUUCUCUUUCUUGCUUAGCAUCAUUCUUUGUCGUGUUCCUUCAAUUAACCUUACUUUGUGUCUUGUGUCUCUCACGACACAAAAACUUGUAGAAGGGUUUUAAAACCAAGAUCUAGAAAAUAUAUCUCCUCUUCUAGAAUUGCUCAUCUUCUCUUGAUCUAAAAGAUCACUUAUAUUUUCACAGGGCUUCACUUUUGGAAUAUAUAAUAUCAGAUAUUACCUCUUUAGGGUUUUAAUGGCGAAUCCAUGGUGGACAGGACAAGUGAACCUCUCUGGCCUCGAAACGACGCCGCCUAGUUCAUCUCAGUUAAAGAAACCAGAUCUCCACAUCUCCAUGAACAUGGCCAUGGACUCGGGUCAUAACAACCACCAUCAUCAUCACCAAGAAGACACCAACAACAACAACAACAACGAGGACGAUAGAGACAACUUGAGCGGCGACGACCACGAGCCACGUGAAGGAGCCGUGGAAGCACCCACACGCCGUCCACGUGGACGUCCAGCUGGUUCCAAGAACAAACCAAAGCCACCGAUCUUCGUCACGCGCGAUUCCCCAAACGCUCUCAAGAGCCAUGUCAUGGAGAUCGCUAGUGGGACUGACGUCAUCGAAACCCUAGCUACUUUCGCUAGGCGGCGCCAACGUGGCAUAUGCAUCUUGAGCGGUAACGGCACGGUGGCUAACGUUACACUCCGACAACCCUCAGCAGCUACCGUUGCAGGGCCCCCUGGUGGUGCUGCUGUUUUGGCGUUACAAGGGAGGUUUGAGAUUCUUUCUUUAACCGGUUCUUUCUUGCCUGGACCGGCUCCACCUGGAUCCACCGGUUUAACGAUUUACUUAGCCGGUGGUCAAGGUCAGAUUGUUGGAGGAAGCGUGGUGGGACCAUUGAUGGCAGCUGGUCCGGUGAUGCUAAUUGCUGCCACGUUUUCUAAUGCGACUUAUGAGAGAUUGCCUUUGGAUGAGGAAGACGCGGCUGAGGGAGGCGGCGGAGUGGUUCCAGGGCAGCUUGGGGGCGUAGGUUCCCCGCUGAGUAGCGGUGGCGGUCGAGGGGAUGGAAACCAAGGACUUCCGGUGUACAAUAUGCCGGAAAAUCUUGUUUCUAGUGGCGGUGGAAGUGGAGGAGGAGGGCAGAUGAGCGGUCAAGAAGGUUACGGUUGGGCUCAAGCUAGGUCAGGAUUUUAACGUCUUUUUUAUUUAAAAAGUUAACAAUAAGAAUGAUGAUGAUGUUUAUUAUGAUAAUGAUGAUCAAAGCUAGUCAGUUGCUAAUAGUGAGAAAUGUAGUGUGUGCGUACAUUAUAUUAUGCUCUCUCUUGACUACGAUUAUUAUUUGCUAAAUUUCACCUGUGUGUUUCUGAUCUUUUAUUAAAAAAUUUCUUUUCUCUUCGUCA